CACAUGGUUGCGAUGCGAAUAAAUUCACCCGCUCGGUAACAUUUCACAGGACCAGACCAAAUAAUCCGGCGGUCGGGUCACUUAUUGUCGAACAGUUCAUCGAUCCUCGUGAAGCUCAACGACACAAGCUCUAUUUCUACAUCAGGACUAAAGUGUAAAAAAGUUAAUUAAGAUAUCUCGUCAUCAAUACCCUGGACAUUGGACGCAUAACUGUCCUAGUCACCAUCCAGUGCCUCAAGGUUAGUGCGUUGUCAUUGGUGUGCAUGUUCUCUGCUUUAAAAUGUCCAUUCUAGAUGACAUUGUUAUCGAACUAUAGCCUUCCCAAUCUCCCGAGUUUGGGGAAAUCCAGGGAUUUUCCUCAAAGUCGUGUGAAAGUUCGUAUAUUUCCCAAAAUCUGGGAAAUUUUGGGUUUCUUAAUGCAGUUCACCAAAACGUUCUGUUGUGACUUCCCUGAAACUGACAGAAUUUUGCAUAGAAUCGGUAGAUUGAGUCAAUUUAUCAACACUUGCAGUAUUAGAUACAUCGUCAGCAGUUACAUGGAAUAAAAUAGUACGUUAGACAUGUGGCUUUGUGAUAUUUGAUGCCACAUGUCGGUCACACGAACUGUUACGCUUAUCAUGAUGUUGCAAUGUUUUUCGUCAAGGCGAUUAGAGUACUGCAAACCACAAUACUUGUGUAAACCUGUACGAGACAAAUUGAUUUAUGUUAAAUUUUACUAACUAUAGUAUACAAGGUGGUUAUUAUCGCAGUGGAAACUUUAUGUAUGGUACUUCCUAAGAGAUAUUAUCGCUUUUAGAGUGAGUUAUCUCCUGAAGAAGCUAUGUUAAGUAGUUGUCACUACACUUACAUACUUUAUUUCCGUUUAACUCUUUGAAACACAUUUCCCCUGUUAGUGCUUCCGAUUGCCUUUCCAAGAGUCUACUCCCAACUUAGAGACUUAUGGGUUUGGAUUACGUUAACUUUCUGUUGCUGUUAGGUGGUAGGUUUUUCUGAAUAAGUCCAAGUGUGAACCAUAAUGGAAAAUAUGUUUUUAUGACUUUCUUAAGUCUCUUUAUUUUGAAAACAUUAAUUUAAUUAAGUGUGAUCGUUCCAUUUUUAUGCAACUAAAUGUAUUGAAUGUUCACGUAUCAGAAGAUAUAUCCAAUUUUUGACAUUGCCACUCAGAACUCCAUAUAAUUUAAAGAAAAUAUUUAUCUCUACUGAAGAUCAGGGAUAUUGAGUGACAGUCUGCCCCAACCUCACAGAUAUUAGACCAUUGAAACUGGGAAACAAAGAUUUUAUAUACUCGAUCACAAGUACUCUCGAUGUGAUUGGUUGGCACUUACAUAGAACCUGACACGAAUAUAUGUCGGCCAAACUUGCUGUAUUACAUAUCAGCAUAGUGUGAAAUGAAAUUGACGGAAUGAGAAUUAGAUCAAUUUCAACUACAGCAGAAAUUUAAUCAUUGUAGAGACUUCGAAAUAAAGGAGAAUUAAGAGGUAGUAGUAACACAAUUCAUGAUUGAAAAAAAAAACGGUAUAAGUGUAACUUCAUUACUGUGAACAUGGCGUAUUAAAUUAAUGUAAUUUGUUUAUCAACUAUACGUCUAUGUAUUUUCCUUUGAGUCAUAGAUCUUAUCUGAACAUCGCUGAAACUACUGUAAUUAAAGUAAAUAGUUCAAACCGGCAACAUAAUGACAGAAUGUCAAGUAUCCGUGCUGUAUGCAAAUUACUAUGUCAAGAAAUUACGCCACAUAAAGCUUUUAACUGAACAUGUUUUGCACUUGCCGAUGUAUUGUUAAAUUUGUAGGUAGGUGGAAUUUAUAAAAUGUCUAUACUUAAACAGAUUAAGAAUUUGUAUUAGUGUAGAAAGUCACCUGAUGAACUUCUGCUAUAAAAUGACAUGCUUUCCUAAAGAUGUUUUAAACUAGGUGACGUGGUUCAAUAUAUAUACAAGUGAAGCAAAUAACUCCUUGUUCUGAGGAUUUUUAUUACUUCCUUGGAUUUAUUUCCAUUUUUUGGUAGUCGUAAACCUUGUUUCUAUUCCCAAAUAACCUGUACGUAUGCACUGUUUAAAAAAAUCAGUACAACCCCAAAUAUUUCGAAUAUUUCCAUCUUCCGUUUAAGCUCCAUUAGAUAUAAUCUACCUUUAUAAUUUCUCGAUUCACCAGUGAAGAUAACGUUUUUUAAUUUAAACUACACCUACAUCUUAUGGGUUGUUAACUUCAGAUAAAUGUCUAGACAUUAGAUAAUUAAUUACACAAAUGAACUAAAUCCUCGGCUAUUUUAUUAGCCCUAUAAAUUUGCACUAACAAGCUAAUCCGUGUUUUUUUUCAAUCAUGAAGUAUUAUCAGUCCUCUCAUGGCUCGGAACCUUCAAGGUCUUCUUCGCCUUGCCGUUGAACAUUCUGAAAAUGCCGCCACAAAACCCAUGGACCCAAAGGAUGCCGAAUGGUUGGAUAAAGCACUAAGUGCAUCAACUGUCGACUUGAGUAAACAGCUGACUAACGAUGUCCAAACGUUAUCAUCCCAUUUGUCAUCGUCGGAGCCCGAUUUAAAUGAAACGAAGAAUGUCAUUGAAGAUUUGUUAACACUGACUGAAGAUUUGGACUUGUCGAACGACUUUUUGAUUGUUGGAGGUCAAGAUGUACUACUCAAACUAUUAUUUUGCGGCCCACCUUCCUUAAGAAUAGAUGGAUUGAAAUUAUUAGCAAAUAUCACUCAAAACAAUCCUCGAGCUCAAAGUUUGUACACUGAAAACGGCGUCCUGGCUCGACUAAUUAUGCUAUUUGAAGAAGAGACAGAUCUAGAAUUUCUGAGACAUCUGUUACUAGCCAUAUCCUGUACCAUACGAGGUUAUGUGCCAGGAAUUAAUGUAUUUGUGGAAUCAAAGGGUGUUGAUCUUGUCCUCAGUGUACUUAUCAGAGAAGUGAAAAUAGGAAAAUCAGAUAAAGCACAUCGCUUAGUUUCCAAAGGUGCGUUCCUAGUCUACUGUGUUCUGCAGGAACUUGCUUCAAAACAUAUACCAUCUGAAUCUUCGUCCAUCGUACACAAAGUGAUAGAUCUAUUAUAUCUCCUAGACGAUCCACAGGAGCACCUACUGGCUGCUUUAUCAUUUCUCCUCCGUCCAUUAGGUAGUCACUCAAGUUAUACUACAAAUAUACAGUCCGAAGAAUCGUGCAAAUCAUUUCCUAAUUGGCUACAACGGCACUUAGACGAGCUUCGCAAAAUGAAUGACCCAGCUGAUGAAGAACGUCGCGACUAUAUAGAUUGUUUGCUAAAGGUUUUAUCUUGAACAAAACUUGUUUCUACAUCGUUAGGAUUUCUAACAAUGUAACUGUGGCAGGAUUAUAAAUUUUUUUGUUAAAUACUUACAACCUUUAUUGAUGGUACAAAUAGUCUGGUUGGUUUCGCGUCAUUUGUUGAAGAGUCAUCCGAAACGAGUAUGAGCAGUGUCACCUGCCCACUACUUGACUGCUGAAUUGCUAGGCCAUUUAGGAUCUAUAUACAAUGCAGGAAGAAACUGCUAUAAAAUAUUUUUCGCAUCACUCUCGCUACCAAAUUGAAUUUAAGAUCUAUAGCCUCGAUAUAACAACAGAUUGUUAGUUAAUGGCUGCUAACCCUGGAACAUUGUUAAUGUACGUCCAUAAACAAAAGUUUCUGGUUGACUUUGAUUUAAUAAAGCAACAUAUACACGUUAC
Molecule: messenger RNA, 3678 nt
Organism: Schistosoma intercalatum
Lineage: Eukaryota; Metazoa; Platyhelminthes; Trematoda; Strigeidida; Schistosomatidae
Source: the annotation of a GenBank genome assembly